UCAAAUAUCUUUGACAGACUGAAUCCAGGACAGGCCGUGUGGCUUAGUGGCAUAGAUCAAACAGCAUACAAGCAUAUGUCAUCACCAAAAAUGAGUGAUUUGGCGAAUCGUGUGGCAGCCGUCAUUCCAGGAAAAUGGAUGGAAGUUGCUAUUCAGCUGGAGAUUAGAAUGGGAGCAAUUGAUGCAGUUUGUGGAGAGAAUCGCAAGUGUUUUCAACAAUUCAUGGCUAUUCUCGACAUAUGGGAGCGAUCUUCAAGUCCUCCAUUCACCUGGAACACCUUAGUCAGUGUCUUGAAAUCUCAAUCAGUCAAUGAGAAUGCACUAGCAAGAGAACUGGAGCGUGAGUUUUGCUGUGGGGAUGUGACCUCCCAUUACGUACCAACAUCCAGUUCGAAAUAACAGUGGUACCAUGGGGCCAUCACCAGAGCAGAGGCAGAGGCAGUUCUGGCCAGCAAACGAGACUUUAGUUUCCUGGUCAGGAACAGCGAGAGUUGUCGCACAGACUACUCUCUCUCUAUCA
This is a messenger RNA of Geodia barretti, 520 nucleotides long. The record is from the annotation of a GenBank genome assembly. Lineage: Eukaryota; Metazoa; Porifera; Demospongiae; Tetractinellida; Geodiidae.